This is a messenger RNA of Plectropomus leopardus (leopard coralgrouper), 1423 nucleotides long. RefSeq names its product general transcription factor IIA, 1 (gene gtf2a1). The record is from RefSeq and is a predicted model, not a curated record. Lineage: Eukaryota; Metazoa; Chordata; Actinopteri; Perciformes; Serranidae. Gene Ontology annotation, cellular component: transcription factor TFIIA complex. Gene Ontology annotation, biological process: transcription by RNA polymerase II; transcription initiation at RNA polymerase II promoter.
CGGACGGAGGACGGCUGGGGACUCGCAGCCCGGGAUUGUAAAUAAGACCGCUGAAACUGUGUUUUAUUUACAAAAGUAAUGCCGGCUGUUUUAAAAUACCGUUCCCAGUUGUUUUAAAGUCGUUUUUCGUAAUUUUUGGCUCUAUCUCUCGCCUAUUUCCGUGUGGUUUGUACACUACGCGUAUAAUGGCGAGCUCGGCUAACUCGAACCCAGUGCCUAAACUAUACAAGUCUGUGAUCGAGGAUGUGAUCAACGAGGUGCGAGAGCUGUUCCUGGACGAGGGAGUGGAUGAGCAAGUGCUUCUGGAGCUCAAAACGCUGUGGGAAAACAAGCUGCUGCAGUCGAAGGCAGUGGAGGGUUUCCACACUGAGGAGCAGGCGGCCCUGCAGGCCGCUCAGCAGCAGCAGCAGCAGGUUCAGCAGCAGGUCCAGCAGGUCCAACAAGUCCAGCAGGUGACUCAGCCAGCGCAGGCGCAGCAGGUGAUCCUGCCCCCUCAGCAGCAGCAAGCUCCCCAGCAGCAAGUCAUUGUUCAGGAUUCAAAGAUUCUGCAGCACAUGAGUGCAACAGGGAUGAGUGCAGCAGCGACCGCAGCAACGCUUGCUUUGCCCACAGGGGUCACCCCGUACCAACAGCUCAUCACCAGCCAAGGUCAGAUCCUGCAGGUGGUCCGCGCACCUAACGGGGCUCAGUACAUCAUCCAGCAGCCCCAGCAGCAGAUCCUCCUGCAGCAGCAGAUGCAGCCAGGUGGCGUGCAGGCACCGGUUAUACAACAGGUACGCCCCAUCAGACAGGUUCUGGCUCCUCUGCAGGGAGGCCUGCCUCAGCAAACAGGAGUCAUCAUCCAGCCGCAGCAGAUUGUUUUAGCUUCAGGAAACAAAGUCCAAGGCAACACACAGGUGAUGCAGGCGGCGGCGAUGGCGCAGCAGCCCGGUCAGGCUGCAACAGCUCAGGUCCAGCAGGUGCAGCAGGCCCAGGGUGCAGCUGCGCCACAGGCCCCACCUCAGGCCCAGCAGCCGGCCCAGGCUCAGCCGCAGCCCCCGGCACAGCAGCCUCCCAUGAUGCUGCAGGUGGACGGCGCCGGAGACACCUCCUCAGAGGAGGACGAGGAUGAGGAGGAGGAGUAUGACGAUGAUGAUGAGGAGGAGAAGGACAAAGAUGGGGGAGAGGAUGGGCAGGUUGAGGAGGAGCCGCUGAACAGCGGCGAUGACGUCAGUGACGAGGAGGACCAGGAGCUGUUUGAUACAGAGAAUGUAGUGGUGUGCCAGUAUGACAAGAUUCAUAGAAGUAAGAACAAAUGGAAAUUCCACCUGAAGGACGGGAUCAUGAAUCUGAACGGGAGAGACUAUGUCUUCUCCAAAGCCAUUGGGGAUGCCGAAUGGUGAAGUAGAAAAACACAACAACAACAAAAAAAAAACAGACAAAG